UUACCUGGCUUCUGAGUCUCUGUCUCGACGCUACCCUGCCACAUAUGGUGGCAGUGGUGGGAUAAACAACGUCUCCAAGACUCAGGCCAGAGACGGUACUGCAGUCCAAUAUUAUUGUUUUGUUUUGAAUAAUAGUUCGAUCAUAUUCAAGAGACUCUCCGAUCUGUUUCUCUGUCACAUUAUCCCCAGUCCCUCUGCUCUGUAUUCGUGUCUUUGUCAUGUUUUCCAUGUCUGUUACAUUUCUUGUAGAUGGUUUCUCUUUACAUGUUGUCUUGCACGGUUUCUGUCUUCCCUCCCUCCCCCCCCUCUCUUGGUCCCGCCCUAUUUUAAUCACAGAGAGGAGGAGAACGAAGAGGAGGAAGAGGAACAACCAAUCACAGAGCCCAAUACUGAGGAUGAGGGUGAGGAAGAGCCCUCUAGACAGGUCAAACACAGUGUGGUUUCACAAUCUCCAGUGAUAGACAACGUAGAACAAGCCAAUGCCAUUUACUCUCCUAAAUACGUAGCCAACAUCAUACCGAUUUCUGAAGAAGACAGGCCUCUCAACAACCCUACAGCAAAGAACUCUCCAGCCACCUCACCCAGGGCAACAGGCUCUACCGACCGUCCCAACUCUUCUCACCUGUAUGUGUCUCCUCCACCCUCUGUGCUCACCUCAUUGUUAGCCAACCGAAGGUCGCCCACCACCACUUCCAGAACUGGUUGCCAGGGUUCUUCAGCCAACAUCACCCCGGCUGUGUCUCCAACUGUGGAGAAACUGCCCUACCUCCCUCAUUCUCCCUUCCAUCUUUUCUCUUACGACUUUGAUGAACCUUCUCCCUCUACAGUCAAGGAAACAGAGGCUGAAGCAAUGAGAUCCAACAGUCAAGCAGAUGCUACCUGCUCAAGCAAAUAUUCCGAUUCCAAUGAUCCCUAUUCAUCCAGGUACUCCUCUGGCAGAUACAACAGCUAUGGCAGCAGCAGCAGCCCUUACACCAGCAGCAAAUCCUACUCCACACUGAGUGCCCCCACUACACCCACCUCCCGCUAUGGAACGUCUGUGUCACCCUCCCCGGACUCCAAAACAGACAGACCGGUGCUGGGCGGGCUGCUCACAUCCUCUUACCGACAGCACCAGGAGUCCCUAGCGGCUGAGCGAGAGAGAAGGCGACAGGAGAGAGAGGAGAGGCUACUGCGGAUAGAGCGGGAAGAGAGGAACAAAUUCAAUCGGGACUAUAUGGACAAAAGAGAGGAGCAAAAACAUGCCAGAGAAGAGAGGUACAAGAAUGUGGAAAGGUUAGCAGCGGAGGAGUACGAGAAGGAAAGGAGCCGCACAGUGCCAAGGGGGCGGAGCGAGCUGACCCUCAGCCUGAGCCCCCACACUGCGUCCACCUCGCCUGUCCCCAGGUGUGUCACCCCCUCCUCAGCUGAGUCCAGGAGGAGCCAGAGACACCGUCCACUCCCUAUGAAUCCCCCAAGCCGGCAGAUGAGGAACACAA
Messenger RNA from Acipenser ruthenus (sterlet), 1478 nucleotides. Its product is annotated as FH1/FH2 domain-containing protein 3-like. Lineage: Eukaryota; Metazoa; Chordata; Actinopteri; Acipenseriformes; Acipenseridae. The transcript is spliced from 8 exons. The record is from RefSeq and is a predicted model, not a curated record. The annotation marks the transcript as partial.